Molecule: messenger RNA, 2523 nt
Organism: Maylandia zebra (zebra mbuna)
Lineage: Eukaryota; Metazoa; Chordata; Actinopteri; Cichliformes; Cichlidae
Molecular function (GO): guanyl-nucleotide exchange factor activity
Source: RefSeq, a predicted model, not a curated record
ACAUCUGCUGUCUGCACAGAGCAGCACACAGAGCCUCACGACCCUUCACGCUGCAAACCAGUUCUGACGUUAGAACAGCAGAAAAGCGGAGACCUGGAGGUUUUUAGGAUUUACUGGACCUCUUUCGGAUGUCUGAAGAAACACUGUUGAGGAGCUCUGACUAAGCAGACUUAUAAGGAGGGAUCUUGGCUCCUGCAGCCAUUUCCCCUGCAGGGCUGAGCUCUUUGGCUGGCUUGCCACUUCCUUAGCAGAGGGACUGCUGGCAGGGGCAACAUCUGAGCAGGUCAUGAAGCCUCAGGAGGCAGAGCUUGUUACUGAAAUCUCCAAGUUACAAUGCAUGGUCUCGGAGCUGAAGUCGGGGUUCACCAGCGCUCUGCUGGAGCUCAGUCAGAUCCAACAUGGAGACACAUACCUGAGAGAGGAGCUGGAGGAGAACAGGAGGAGCUGUCAGAAAAAAGCUUUAAGGCUGGAGGCUCUAGUCGACUCACUGAGGGAGGAACUCAGUGUGAUGAGGUGUCAGAUCGUGCAGCUGUACAGCAACAGACACAGACCUCAGCAGGAUGGAAAAAGCUCCACAUCCAAGCAAAGAGAAAGGUACACAUGUACCACGACCCUGGAAGAAUGCAUUGCUAUUGCUGACAUACCUCGCAGCGAUCCAGCUGAGCCGCAGCGUGUACAGCGUCAGUGUGAUUGUUCAUCUGCUCCCCCUGCCUGUCUGUCCAGAGGAAAACUGCUUCUUCACUGUUUCCUGCAGGGCCUCAAAGCUGGUCUCAGUGAAGGCACAGAUGCACGCCAUCAGGUCACGAUGCAGCUCCUGCACUCUGAGUGGGAAUAUGUGUCAACCUUAAACCAGCUGUAUGACAAAUACAAGACCCCACCGGCUCACCACAUGACUGCAGAACCAUAUCAGACCUAUUUGAAGUUUGUGGAGCAGCUGUUACAGCGCCAUCUGCUCUUCAGAAAUACACUGCAGGAGCGGUUAUCAGCUGAACACUGGAAAUCUCUGAUUGGAGACAUCCUGGUGCAGCUUAUUGGCCACAACGAUACAGCUUUUUCAGACAUGUACCUCGGAUACACAACGACCCUGGCGUCAUUCCUCUCACUUGAGUUCAAGAGACUCAAUCAUCCUGACAAGAGUCAAAUUUUGCAGGGCAGCCAGAUGGAGAGAGAGGAAAUGAAACUGCUCUCCUUGCUUUUGGCACCUGUCGCGCGCAUACACAGCUACCUGAGUCACAUUCAGAACCUCUUGCAGUGGACUGGUAAAGAGCAUCCUGACUGCAGCCUGUUGUUGGGAACUGAGCGAGCUCUGAGGAGCAUUUUAUCCCGCUGUCAUGUAAUUCUCGAGGAAGACGUCCGGUGGGAAGAAGGAGAAGUAGCUGGACAAAGCACCUCUGAUGCUGGGGCUGGCGUUUCUGCUGCAAACUGUUGCACGAGGAGCCAGCACACCAGAGAGUCUCAGCAGGCCAGGGAAGAGUCAAACGCUGCUGCUCAGAGCAGAGAAGAGCAGAUAGCUGUCGGCCUCAGCAAUGGCGUGAAUGGCUGCCAGUCAAUGCGUGUGGAGUGUUGGUCCUGCAGCCCUGUGAGAAGAGACCGAGCCCUCCUGAACCAGCCGGCCCAUGACUGUGGACAUGCCUACUGCUCCCUCCUCACUCCAGACACAGCAGGAUGGGGAGACAACAGCGACUCAGGCCAGGGCACCUUCAGCCAGCCCACGGGGAAAGGCACCAACGAGCUAGAGGCACCUCGCACGAACCACAGCCUGGAAGACUGUGAGACAGACCCCGAUGACACCUCUGCCUUUGACUAUUCCUCAGUCACCUCAUGUAGCCCUGAUGGCACUCUGCGCAGAGAAAUGACCGGUAGCAACAGCGGGGAGGAUGAAGAGGAAGACAGCCAGGUGCCAGUGCUGUUAAAGCCCUCAUACAGUCAGCAGCAGCAGGUCAAAGAGACACCAAGAGAGAGGACUGUGUGUCUGAGGUGGCAGAUUCCAAGACUGACCCCUCACCCUCCUCUGAGGAACCCAUCAGGACCCCACAUGGACGGGCCAACGCCGUGUCUCGUCAGCUCCUACGGGAAGAGGUUAGUCAGCGUUAGAAAGGGAUCGCCUCCUCUUCACCCGAAAAGUGCCUUCAGGCCAAUCUGGGAUGAUCCAUCAAAGCAGGCUGAUUCAGCCCCAGAGAAAGACAACAGGCAAGGUUUCAUUCCGAUUCAGGCUCCAGCGAGGCAAAACUUUCAGAAUUUCAACCCGAGCAGAGAAAAUUUGAGGACAGGGCUGGCUCAGCAGCGAGUGAACCAUGCAGCAGCAGCCACGAGCAGUGGAGGAUUGUGGGAUGACAGUGAGGACAGCGAGGGACCCUGCAGCACUGUUUGAUAACUGCCAUUUAAAAAAAUCCAAAACCUGAGCACAAGCGUUUUUCCACAAGGCCUCUAAAGUUGUGAAGUGCAUGAAUGAGCAAUGAGCAACUAACAAUCAGGGACUGUUUUUGGAUUUGAUGUUAAAUUAAAGCUUGAUUGAGCUCUGCA